AUGACAGGAAACACAGGAUAUAGUUGGCCUCCAUACCGACUUCGCCAGUUUUACUUGGAUGUAUCAAAUUCAUCGGUAGAUACCUCAAUAAAGAGAUCUAGAGUACGAUGUUACACAGACAACAAUACAUCCCCAGCCACGCCCCCACCUGUGAUUGACAUCCCUUGUAAACAGACGGCGAGAUACGUCAUUGUAGAGACAACAUACCACGCUCCAGAAGACAAAGAUUCCAUAGGACCUGUCUUAGAGAUCUGUGAAAUUGAAGUGAUUGGUUGCAAUAUUCGUCAUUUUGGAGAAAACUGUGCACUGUGUAAUGCUUGUUCAGUUUGUGAUGUAAUAAAUGGCAAUUGUACUGCCUUAUGCAGUCCUUAUUGCGUAGCAAAGCAAUGUGAUACGCAUGGAUACUGCACUCUAGGAUGUACUGAAGGAUACUGGGGGAAUAAAUGUCAGAAUUUCUGCCCGUCUUUUUGUCAUUUGAAGAUUUGCAAUAGAGUUGAUGGAAUCUGUAAUUCUUGUAUCGACGGGUAUUAUGGCGAUAGAUGCGAACAGCUUUGUAAUUCGAAGUGUUCUGGACAAAAAUGUAAUAAAGACACGGGAUUCUGUACGACUGGAUGUGUAUCUGGGUAUUAUGGAAGCUAUUGUCAAGAUCGUUGUGGUAACUGCGGAACUGGUAUUUGUAGCAGAAAUACUGGGAAUUGUGAAACAUGUAAUAAAGGUGUUUACGGAUCACAGUGCGAUAAAAAAUGUAGCAAUAACUGCCUAAAUAAGGAAUGUAGACCAAUAGAUGGACAUUGCAGCAAUGGUUGCAUCAGCGGUUUUUACGGUUCCUUAUGUAAUAUGCAAUGUAGUGAAAACUGUGUACAAACUAUCUGCAGUCGAAAUGGAGUUUGUAUUAACGGAUGUAAGCCGAACUGGACAGGAGAUAAAUGCGCAGAAUGCAGUCGAACUCAUCAUGGACCAAGAUGUGAUCAACAAUGUAGCCCAGUCUGUUUAAACGGAACAUGUUUCUCAGACAAUGGGUCGUGUAUAGAGGGCUGUAAUAUCAACUUCAUUGAAAACUUUAAAGGUAAAAGAUGAUACACUUUUUGU
Messenger RNA from Saccostrea cuccullata (small rock oyster), 1089 nucleotides. RefSeq names its product multiple epidermal growth factor-like domains protein 10. The record is from RefSeq and is a predicted model, not a curated record. The transcript is spliced from 5 exons. Bases 1 to 1077 code for a protein of 358 amino acids. NCBI's taxonomy places the organism in Eukaryota, Metazoa, Mollusca, Bivalvia, Ostreida, Ostreidae. Gene Ontology annotation, molecular function: scavenger receptor activity.